Molecule: messenger RNA, 804 nt
Organism: Thlaspi arvense
Lineage: Eukaryota; Viridiplantae; Streptophyta; Magnoliopsida; Brassicales; Brassicaceae
Source: the annotation of a GenBank genome assembly
AUGAGAAAUACGAAAAAUACGACGUCGAAAAGCAGCGAGAGCUCAACGCCUCCACCGACGAUGCCUUCUCUCGUCUCUACUCCGCCGUUGACUCGCAAAUCGAAACUGCGCUCCAAAUCGGAGGCGACAGCAAUGGAGACGAACCGGGCUAAAGUGGUCGCGAUGAAUGCAGAGAUUCGUCGAACAAAGGCUCGGCUGUUGGAAGAAGUUCCCAAGUUGCAGAAAUUGGCUCUCAAGAAGAUUCAAUCAAUUCCAGAUGGAACUGAAUCUGCAGUCAGGCAAACUGGGGCUGGGCAGCAUCAGCUUCUUAUAAAAACAUCAAAUUUGGUUCAGUUAUCAAUUGGGACGUGUGAGAGCUUACCUAUUGUAGCCAGCUCCUGUGCUUUGUUUCAAACCACUGCAGAUGGGUAUCUCGGUGAUGAUUACUUCCAACAGUCUGAAGAAUCAAAUCAGUUUAGGGAAGAAUAUGAAAUGCGGAAGAUGAAACAGGCAAGCUUAGAAGUUAUAUCAGAAGGUCUGGAUACACUGAAGAAUUUGGCCCUUGAUAUGAAUGAGGAAUUGGAUAGACAAGUUCCACUGAUGGACGAAAUGGAAACAAAGGUGGAUAAGGCUACAGCUGAUCUAAAGAAUACUAAUGUUAAAAUGAAGCGAACUCUUACUCAGAUAAGGUCCAGCAGGAACUUCUGUAUUGACAUCAUUCUGUUGUGUGUCAUUCUGGGAAUUGCUUCCUAUUUAUACAAUGUGAUCUUCAUGGAUGGUUGUCUAGGAAUUGUCUCCCAUGGACCAGAAGAAAAUGACAUUUAA